AGCGUUCACUGGCCGUCAAGGACAAACUGGCCGUAGGUUGUUGCUGGGUCCCGCUGAUCUCGCCCUGCCCGUACCAGUGUACUCUCCUCCUACUGGCUACCGUUUCUCCCCCAUACUUGCCUUCACAGUUCACACGGCACAGCUCACACUCAGCAAAGCGAUGACGCCACCACCGGCGCCAACCAUGGCCGCAGAGAGCAACGCCAACCACGGUGGGCGCCACCGGCACGUGCUCCUGUUCCCGCUCCCGUACCAGGGCCACAUCAACCCCAUGUUCCGGCUCGCCGGCGUCCUCCACGCGCGCGGCUUCGCCGUAACCGUCUUCCACACCCACUUCAACGCCCCGGACCCGGCGCGCCACCCGCACUACCGCUUCGUCCCCGUCCCCGACGUCGUGUCCGGCCCCGACCCGGUCGCCAUCGAGGACGUCGUAGCGCAUAUCGUCUCGAUCGGUGGCGCGUGCGAGGCCGCCUUCCGGGACCUCCUCGCCGCCGUCCUGGAGGAGUACUCCAGGGACGCCGUCGCGUGCCUCGUCGCCGAUGCGCACCUGCUGCCGAUUUUCCAGGCGGCCAAUUGCCUCGGCGUACCCACGCUGGCGCUGCGCACCAGCAGCGCGGUCUCCUUCGCGUGCUUCACCGCCUACCCGAUGCUAUGCGAGAAAGGCUACCUCCCCGUGCAAGAUUCACAGCUCGACACGCCGGUGGUGGAGCUGCCACCGUACCGAGUGCGCGACCUGAUGGACAUCGGCAAGGACGGCCACGAGGUGCUGUGCGAGAUGAUGGCGCGCGCCGUGGCGGCGGUGAAGGGCUCGUCGGGCCUCAUACUCAACACGUUCGACGCGCUCGAGCGCCGCGAGCUGGAGGGCCUCCGGCAGGACCUCGCCGUGCCGGUGUUCGACAUCGGCCCGCUGCACAAGUUCUCCCCCGCCGGCGAAAGCAGCCUGCUGCGCCAGGACCGGAGCUGCCUGGAGUGGCUAGACGCGUGGCCGCCGGCGUCGGUGCUCUACGUGAGCUUCGGCAGCCUGGCCUGCAUGAGCCCGCGGGACCUGGAGGAGACGGCGUGGGGCAUCGCCGGCAGUUGCGUGCCGUUCCUCUGGGUGGUCCGGCCGGGCAUGGUCCGCGGGUCCGCUCACCAAGAGCUUCCCAAGGGGUUCGAGGCCGCGACGCGCGGGCGCGGCAUGGUGGUGGGGUGGGCGCCGCAGGAGGAGUUGCUGCGCCACCGCGCCGUGGGCGGGUUCUGGACGCACAACGGGUGGAACUCGACGACGGAGAGCGUCUGCGAGGGGGUGCCGAUGCUGUGCCGCCCCUACUUCGGCGACCAGAUGGGGAACGCGAGGUACGUGGAGCACGUGUGGAGGGUGGGGUUGGAGCUAGUGGGCGAGCUUGAGAUGGGCAGAGUCGAGGCGGCCAUCCGCCGGCUCAUGACGGGCAGGGAUGGCGCCGAGAUGAGGUCGAGGGCCGGCCAGCUGAAGAAGGCGGCGGAAGAGUGCACUGGCAAGGGCGGGACUUCGUGCCUGGCCAUUGAUAAGCUGGUCACGCACAUGAUGUCCCUGUAAAAUUAGAAUUUUGUUCAAGUAUUUAUCUUUUCCGGUUUUUGUUUAUGAACUCUACUCGAAAGCUUCAAGUUUGAUGUAUGAUCAGUUGAAACUCUUCAGUAUAACACUUGCCUGAAACGUGUCAGCUAA
Setaria italica (foxtail millet) is the source of this 1684-nucleotide messenger RNA. RefSeq names its product DIMBOA UDP-glucosyltransferase BX9. The record is from RefSeq and is a predicted model, not a curated record. The transcript has 2 exons. The coding region runs from base 161 to 1555 and encodes 464 amino acids. Lineage: Eukaryota; Viridiplantae; Streptophyta; Magnoliopsida; Poales; Poaceae. Gene Ontology annotation, molecular function: UDP-glycosyltransferase activity.